UCUCCUGUACGUAGCUGCACACACACACUAACUCUGGGAAUGAAUAGUUAGUAGCAAUUUAUGACUUCAUUCUUCUUCAAAUUUGACUGUUGGGGUUUUUUCCCCCCUCCGAUUUUGCGGAUUACAGGCUUUUAAGAAAACCCAGAACCAUAAACCGAGAGUUAUAACGAUGAAUAAUAUGUGAACAAAGUCUGCAUUUUCUAACUGAAGUUGGAACAUCUUUCCUCCUGUGGCGUUGAAGUGAAAGCUGUGGCAUAUAAGCGCACACACAGUGAGAUUUAAGAUUGUGAAACACCCUUCUUAUAAACCUCAUAAUUUGAGGUGAGGCUAAGAUGAGUAUAACCAGUGACGAAGUGAACUUCUUGGUAUAUCGAUAUCUCCAGGAAUCUGGCUUCUCCCAUUCUGCAUUCACCUUUGGUAUUGAAAGCCACAUUAGCCAGUCUAACAUCAAUGGGACUUUAGUGCCACCUGCUGCUCUUAUUUCCAUUCUUCAGAAAGGCUUGCAGUAUGUGGAAGCUGAAAUCAGCAUCAACGAGGACGGCACAGUGUUCGAUGGCAGGCCGAUCGAAUCACUUUCUCUAAUAGACGCGGUGAUGCCCGAUGCUGUACAGACUCGACAGCAGGUGUUCAGAGAGAAGCUAGCCCAGCAGCAGGCUGCAGUGGCAGCAGCGGCAGUGACUUCAGCGGCUGUCCAGCAAAACACACCAAAGAACGGAGAGGCUACUUUAAAUGGAGAGGAGAAUGGGGCACAUGCAAUAAAACAUCCCUGUCCGACUUGGGAAAUGGGAGGAACCCUUCUUCAAACUACAUAUGAUAAUCAUUCAGAGACCAUGGAGAUUGAUGGGGACGUGGACAUUCCAGCAAGCAAGGCUACGGUCCUCAGAGGCCACGAAUCAGAAGUGUUUAUCUGUGCCUGGAACCCAGUCAGUGAUCUUUUGGCAUCGGGAUCUGGUGACUCCACUGCAAGGAUAUGGAACCUGAAUGAAAAUGGAAACAGCGGCUCCACUCAGUUAGUUCUGAGGCAUUGUAUACGAGAAGGAGGACAGGAUGUCCCCAGCAAUAAAGAUGUCACUUCCUUGGACUGGAAUAGUGAUGGAACGCUUUUGGCGACAGGGUCAUAUGAUGGCUUUGCAAGAAUAUGGACUAAGGACGGCAAUCUUGCAAGCACCUUGGGGCAACAUAAAGGUCCUAUUUUUGCUUUAAAGUGGAACAAAAAGGGAAAUUGCAUUCUCAGCGCAGGUGUGGAUAAGACAACAAUCAUCUGGGAUGCACACACAGGCGAGGCAAAGCAGCAGUUUCCAUUCCACUCAGCUCCUGCCCUGGAUGUGGACUGGCAGAAUAACACUACCUUUGCCUCCUGCAGUACUGACAUGUGCAUUCACGUGUGCCGGCUUGGCUGUGACCGCCCAGUCAAAACAUUUCAAGGACACACAAAUGAAGUUAAUGCAAUCAAAUGGGAUCCAUCUGGUAUGCUGCUAGCAUCCUGCUCGGAUGACAUGACACUGAAGGUCUGGAGCAUGAAACAAGAUAAUUGUGUACAUGACCUCCAGGCCCACAAUAAAGAGAUUUAUACAAUUAAAUGGAGUCCAACUGGCCCUGGCACCAGCAACCCCAACUCCAACAUCAUGCUGGCCAGUGCCUCUUUUGACUCUACUGUUCGUCUCUGGGAUGUAGAAAGAGGAGUCUGUAUUCACACUUUAACCAAGCACCAAGAACCUGUAUACAGUGUUGCCUUUAGUCCUGAUGGCAAGUACCUGGCCAGUGGCUCCUUUGACAAAUGUGUUCAUAUAUGGAACACCAUGAGUGGAUCUUUAGUGCAUAGCUACAGAGGGACUGGUGGAAUCUUUGAAGUUUGCUGGAAUAGCAUGGGUGACAAGGUUGGAGCCAGUGCAUCUGAUGGAUCAGUAUGUGUUCUUGACCUUCGAAAAUAGUAUUCUGGCAGUGAGUGUGUUAAAAUGGACCGUCGGUGAAUGUGUGGAAAGAAGCACACUGUUGUAUUGUGACAGCUUCACAACUGUUGGAAAAACAUUGCUGUGAUUCAUAUUAAGAAGUACCAAGCAACUCCCCUGGCCAUUGGAUUGAGCUUGUCGUGAAAAUCGAUGAGUAGAAAUCAAAGGAUGUGGGGGGAUACUGAUCAUACCUGAGAGGACUGGGGACUGUGCUGUGGACUGAAGGUUGUGCCAAAAAGUAACCAUUGAUAAACCAAAAGAAAAAAAGCAAGUGUUUAUCACCUAUACAAGGAUCUGUUUUCUUUCGGAUUUGGGCUACAGUCAAUCUCCCAAAGGAAUUGAAUCAAACAAGACCAUCUAUGCUAUCAGAACCCUCCUUUAUUUAUUUAUUUUUUCCUUAACAGUUUUUUUUUUUUUUUUUUUUUUAUGGAAGCUGGGGUAAUAUGUAGAAUCCUGAUGAGACACUUCUCACUCAUGGGAUUUGAAUGGAUAUCAUAUUUUUAAAGAUUUUUUUGUUUUGUUUUCAAGAGGGGGGGUUUGAAAAGAUGUAAAACUUUUGAUAGAUUGCCUCUGCUUUCUUUUCUUUUAAGUCUUGAUAUCUCUAGAGCACUUAAGUGAACUGUCUUUGAAGUGCUUGACGCACAAGAUCCCCCAGCGUACAGGAAUAUUAAUACAGAAAAUAACCCACUGUAUUUUAUGAGGGGGAGUUAUAACUUUUUUAUGUAUUGAACUUGAAUUUUGGGGCCUAUAUGGGCUAAGCAGGAACAGAUUGCUGUCCUUCAGUGCGUUGCAGGUGCAACUCUUUUUGAGUGGCCCAUCUUUUUAAAGCUGCAGUAUCCUUAAAUGGAUCUAUCACAGGUUUCAGUGUAAUUCCUGUUUUCUACAGACAUGCAGUUGUAACUCUAAUACAUGCAGGCCUUACUGUUUUUCAUUGGACUUCAUGAAGUUAUUUUAAAAGGUGCACAGAUGAAUUUUUGGGUUUGGUUAGUUUACACCUUAAUAUGUGAAUUUCACAUAAGGUAAUGUAUGGGAGGAUACUGUAUAAACUUUUAAUGAAUGUAAUGUUAAUUCAAAGUAACAUAUGACUAAUACACUUAAACAAAGAAAACCUGCCAGUGCUGUUUAUUAAAUGUUUAUGUCCAAAACAUAUUCAAAGAUGACAUUUUAUUGUACAUUUUAGCAAACACAAAUAUAUUUUGGUAGAGACCUGCUUUAUUACAAACAUUGCAAACCAGUGGCCACUUGAGCAUGCAAGCUUACAAAAUUAAAAUAUAUCAAAGUUUAGAUUACAUUUAUUGGGAUAAUAGAUUAUUAAAAAAAAACAAACAAAAAAAAACAAUAAUCCAAUUCCCUAUCUGGAUGUAAAUUUCUUGAAUGUAAAGUUUGUAAAAUAAUAAUAAAAACAAAAAAAAAUUGAAAUCACUCUGCAUAUUUUUUACGUCAGCUUUCAAAGCCAGUCAUGUUAGUAGCUGCAAUAAACAUUGAGUCGAUUCAAAAGCGAGGUAUAGUAAAAUAAUAAAAUAUACAGAUUUUGAAAACUGACAGUUAUAUCCUACAUACUUUGGUUCACAUUAUUAAACAUCUGUUCAGGAUCGGACACAGCUGACCAAUGGAGAAAGAUACAUUUGUGUUCUUUUUUUUUUUUUUUUUUUAUUUUUGUGGUGAAAAAUAUUUACAUCUGGAUAAGCCAAAACAGACCAGAACAAAAUACUCCCUUUAUGUGGUUGUUAGAAAUGAUUUUUUUUUUUUUUUCUAGGUGGUGUACCUUACUUUUUUCCUCCUCUCUAAAGGGAUGGGGGGUAAUUUUCUUUUUUCUUUCAAUGUUCUGUUUAAUAAAGGGAUACUGCAUCUUUAAACACUUGUCCAAUCUCUGCAUUGUUUGCAUUAAGCUAAUUUUAGAUCCACGUGAAGUGCACUUUGUCAGAUGUUAGGAUCUGCUGUGUUUCGUCUUUGUGUGUGUGUCUGUGUGUGUGUGUGUGUGUGUGUGUGUGUGUGUAUAUAUAUAAACAUUACUUAAACAUUCAAUCAUUCGUUCACUCUUUCAUGCAUUUAUUCACUCAAUGAAAUUAUCAUUUUCUGGCUUCUGCUGUUUUGUUAUUGUCUGUGUCAGACUGACAGCCAGAUCCAGUUUAGAACAGAUCCUUUGACCAUUUCUCUACUUCACCUUGUGUAGAGUAGCUCAUUUGUUUCAAGAAAUGAAGUCAUAUUCAGUGUCUAAAAUAAAUUGCUCUAUUUUCAUAUCAGAAAACACUUGUGUCUGUGUUUCUUAUUGUUUGUAAAAUUGCUUUCGGCUAAAUAUUUCUUUGUAUUUAUUUUAAUUCUGGGCUUUUCAGGUCUCAUGUCUAACCCACUGUCUAGAGCAGGCAUAAGUUUUCAAACCCAAGCAAGCGUUAUUUCUUGACUAAUGAAAUUCAAAAUUAACGAAGUAGGUUUAUUUGUGUGUCACGUUGCACCUGUUUCAUAAAUUCACACCAUUUUAAAUUGUGUGGUAGAAAGUGAUUCUAAACACACUGCAUCUACUGGUAAAUUGUUGUAGCAUUUUUUUUUAUUCCUGCAUUUUGGGAGAAAAACUGAUGGCAACAUACUUUGUAAUCACAUGAUUCAGCACAGAAAUCAGCACUGCAUGGCAAAACAGUUUCACCAUUUUUUCAGGAAUUUCUUGGGCACUACAAGAUUAAACAAAGUAAUGCAAACCAUGAGAACGAGUAAAACUAGGAAUAGUGGACUG
Polyodon spathula (Mississippi paddlefish) is the source of this 4677-nucleotide messenger RNA. Its product is annotated as F-box-like/WD repeat-containing protein TBL1X. The coding region runs from base 333 to 1931 and encodes 532 amino acids. The transcript is spliced from 16 exons. Gene Ontology annotation, biological process: regulation of transcription by RNA polymerase II. Lineage: Eukaryota; Metazoa; Chordata; Actinopteri; Acipenseriformes; Polyodontidae. The record is from RefSeq and is a predicted model, not a curated record. Gene Ontology annotation, molecular function: protein binding; transcription corepressor activity. Gene Ontology annotation, cellular component: histone deacetylase complex.